UGGAUUACAAUAGUGUUUUAAAGGAUUACUUAGGAAGAAAAUAAAAUGAAUUAACUUUAGGGCGAGUUAAAUAGUUAUUUUGAUCCACUCUGCAUUAAGGGGACGCAUACUUUGAAAUUAGAAAAAAGUGGGUGGGGUAUGAUAAAAUUUACCUGCAAAAAAGUACAAGGUUUUUGUACAUGAAAUGGAUACUGUUUCAACUGUUAUAAGUACACAAAGGAUUGCUCACUAAAAUAAAAAUGAGAAAACUGAAACAAGAAAGUUAUUGUUGAAUUACAUAAGACUUAUUGUGUACAUUCAAAGUCAAUAAUUAAGACUUUUUGGUGCGAAAAUAAUAGUGCUUCACCUUGUCCAAACAUUUAUCAAUGUCCUACAGAUUCUAAUUUAAAGAAAGAAUGUGAAAUAUGGUCACUGUCUUGCUUUUCAUUUCGCAUAUGUAAGCUAAAACACAUUAUUUAGUUUGUUUACAAAGUAGUGCAUAAGAAAAGAUACGGUGGUCAAGGAAUGCCAUAUUCCAAAACUAAAAGAGUAUAUUCCCAUUAAUACAUUAAACAUUUAUCAUUACAGAAGUCUAGUGGCUUACAAUAAGGGCCUAGAAAUGUUGCCAUUAUUAAUUUUUAACUUGGUAUUCAUGAACUACAAUGCACUUAAAUAUCAAAACACAUUCAACAAACUUUUGAAAAUGUAUUGUCUUAAAAAUCCCUAAAAUAAGGUAUGAAAUUUGGUUGAGAGGUCCAAUCAAUGUGUAUAUGUGCAAAAGUAACAUUCUAAUCUUGUUCACAAAAGUUACUAAUACACAGCAAGCAUGUCAAUGAUCAAAACUGGACGAAUAUACAGUUAUUCUCACUUUAAUGUCAUUUAUAAUUUGUCCUUGAAUUCUCCACCAUACUUUUCAUAACUCUUUUGCACGAGUUGCACGAGAAUGCUGUCAUUCACGUAAAAAAUGGGGUCAAAUAAAUUGUAAAUGCAAUAUCAUCUAAACGUAAUUAAUGGAUUAUGCAGUUCAAGAUAAACUUUAUCUCAUAACGUAACGAACAUGUAUAAUGUUGUAACAACAACUUUACUUACACUGAUUUAAGUAGCAGUCGGUUUAUAAGUGACUUUAUUGAUUCAUUUUGUGUUAUGUUAUUGUUGUCAAAAAGUAUAACGGAAGUGCCUCACAACUGAAGCGGAAACCAGUUUGAUGCGCAAAGUAGUCCAAUAAGACAUGAUUACCGAGGAAGACGAAUAUUUUCUGAGAGCCUCCAUGUUGGUACUGAUAGGAGGGCGAUUGGUGUCAAAAGAAACUUUGUAUAAAGAACUACGAAAGGCCGGGGGAAAUCUUGAUGUACUCUUAAAACAACACGAAAGAACAUUCAAGCACAAAUUUGUAAAAAAACAGAGGAAGAAAUUGUUUCCAGCUGCUGGAGUAACCGACGUAGAAACAUGGGAUUUAGCCAUGCUUACAACGGUGUCACUGACGGUUUUUAAAAAGUCACUUAGAGACGACGAGAAAAAUGACUUAAAAUCUAUAAGAUGUAUGAGGGAUGAGAUUUACGCCCAUACUUAUUCUUCGUCGCUAAGUGCUGAUCAAUACAACGAAAUCCGAAAAGAAUUACAAAACGCACUCACUUCACUGUCGAAUGGGUUAAGCAAAAAGCUGAAAGACGACUGUUUUAAGAUCAUUCAGGAAUGCACAACUGGCCCUAUCAGCCCAUCUUUUCAAGAAGAAUUUACGAAACAAUUAGAAGAUACAGAACCCUCGUUUCAGAAUGAAGUGAACAAACUGAGAAACCAGAAUGAAUUUCUUAGCGAAAUGAAAAGAGACAUAAUGGACAAACUAAACAACUUAAGUUUGACUGAAGACCGAAGUGAAAAGAUUAUAAAAGUGAUAGAUAAUGAGGUGACUUUGAGUGGAGCUGUAAAUGAAAGCAAGGGGAUAGACUUUGUUGAAAGAAUCAUCACAACAGUUAUUAAUAAAGCAAUAAAGAAAGUCGGAAACGAAAAUGACUGUCAGAGAAUUCGCAGCGUUGUUGACAACAUUCUUUUAGACAUUGAAAAUAUGCCUGAUGGGGAAAUACUACCAGCAGAACACAAGAGCAUCCUUCAUCCAACUUAUAUAGACUCUGAUGUUGCGAAGGGAGAGUCUAAUGAUAGCACGUAUCAGUAUCCUAAUGAUGGAAUGUCUGUAGCCUGCGGUGGUAGCCCUGGAGAUCCAAGCGAUAGCGAGGGAUCAGACAGUGAAGACGAUUCUAAGAAGGAUCGUGCACAAGAUGACAGAGAUGAAAAUGACCCCAAAAUAGAUGGAAAAAAGGAAUGUAAUAUUUCUGACUGGAGGAUAGAUACAGAAGUUUGGAAAAAAUGCAUUGAUAAGAAAAAUGUACAAGAGGCAAAUCGUUUACUGAAUGAAAGAAUUCUACCUGGUCAGGAUUUGCUAGAUCGUGGUUCAGACGUAUUUGGUAUUUCUUCGAAAAUCGUGCAGAACAUAUGCACUGCUAUUUGCUGUUACAUGAAAGAAAGCUUUCUUCAUAUUAACCACGUCUACCCUGCGCUUGACUACAGACACGAGUUAAGCAACAAACAAAUCACAUUUGUUAUCUACAGAGCACGUCCACAUGAGAAUGAAACGACUGAAUAUCGUUAUUAUCGGUAUUACAUAAGGCAUGUUAAUGAAAUAUCAACGCCUUGUUCUGAAGAAAAUACACAUAUUAGAGAACUUGAACAAGACUUUCCCAAAGACUAUUCCAAAACAGAGGAAAUUGUAGAAUGCUUAAACAAAAAUUCAAAAUCCCUUAUGGAACAGCACACAAAUCUGACUAGAGUUUCUAUCAGCUGGUUUAAAUCAAAAGGAUUUGGAACAAAACAUCAGAAUAUAACACAGAAGACUUGCAUCGUUUUGUAUGUGCAGGUAAAAGGGUUUGUUCCCUUAAAUGAGACCGCUUUACCGGAAGUAAUAGAUGGAAUUGAUGUUGAUGUACGUGAAUGCGUUGUCUUGCCGUACACAUUUCCUAACGAACACCAUGAGCAUAUUAAAAUGGGUUGCGCUAUACAUGGCGGAUUGAGGAACGCAGAAGGGCGAGUUCUUGGGGGAACGCUUGGCGGGUUCUUUGAAGUAGAUAGGGAGAUGUAUUGCUUAACAAGCGCUCAUACUUUUAUGUCUCCAGCAGACAUGGGUAAAUUGAAAGAGUGUGGGAAAUUCUGUGACCUAGGCCUAGGAAACGAUAUUGAAACGUUUGAAGCUCACCAACCAGUUGUAGAAGGAUCAAGAUCGUUUGGUACAGGGGUGCGUGCUGUUUAUAAAGAAGGUGGCAAUGGCGAAACUGGAGUAGAGGCAGUGGUAAUUAAAGUACAGGACAGAUUUCCCGUUUCUGGAGAGUUUCCGGCAUGUCCACGUCGUAGAAAUCCAGGAAUCGACCGUCCAAAAUUUUCGACUGGAAAAAUAUGUAAUCGAGAAGAAGUUAAUAGAUUAAUAAGAAGUAAAACACUUACAGUUGUAAAAUUUGGUUGCUCAUCCGGUUGGACAAGAGGAAGUUUUCGAUUUUCUGCUGGAGCGGCAAGAUUGAGCAAUAUGGUAGGAUCGAUUCAUAGUUUUGGAAUUUUAUUACAUAAUCAAUUCGAGAUAGAGAAUAUUGGAGAAACACAAUUCGCCGAAUUUGGGGACUCUGGUGCAUUAGUGUUUACUGAUGAAAACAAUGAGCUUUCAGUUACAGGUAUUGUUGAAGGUGGAACACCGGGCGUUAAAUAUGUGACACCAAUUUGUGACGUAUUUUCAGCUUUGGAAUUGCAAAAUGUACAAAGCACGAAGGAAUUCACAUUGCAUUACCAAGGCAUACAAAACAUACCAAUGGAAAUUACAUCAGACUCGUACUCAUCACGGACUAUAACAGAUAGAAGUGAUUCAGGAAUAUCGACGAACGACGAGGCUGUUCUUCAGCAUAUCGACGAGAAAUUUAAGACAUUUGAUCAGGAAAUAACACAAGAGGUCGCCAGGCAGGUACAUGAAAUUAAGGAAAAUAUGAACACAACAGUCAAUCAAGAGUUAAGUCCUGUAAAAUCUGAAUUAAGCACUCUAAAGUCAGAAGUAACUGUUCUUAAAGCCGAUAUCACAAAUGUUAAGUCGGAAGUAGAAAGAACGAAGUCAGAAUUGAAACAGGAUAUAGAGAAAUCAAACACCGAAAUUCAGAGCAAAAUGAAUGUUAUGCAAGAACAAUUUACAGCACAAACUAAUUCCAUAAAGAACAUGUUAUCCGAAUUUAUUCGCUCAAAUAAUGCGGCAAAUGCUUCAAAUACCAAUACUACAUAAAAUAUGCUUUUCAUUUUCACUGGCAGAUUGAAUAUUCCCUAUUUUGCUAUACACGGAGAUACGUUAAAAUGUUUUUUUUUCUUAUAUUUCUUUUUGAAGUUAGAUUUAUUUCAACAAGAUAACGUUAAACGGUUAUGUGAUAUUUCUAAUGUUUCAUUUUCGUCAUGCAAUAUAAUUUAUAGAAUGACCUAAAAUGAAAAUAAAGUUUCCUUUUAAAAAGGAAUAGCUUGGCUAGUAGAGGUGUAGUAGCAAGCUGACAUGUUUUAUUAAAAUACCCCUUUAGUUAAACAUUAAUAGGUUCGGCCAAAACGUUAGCGCAGAUGUUGGCGGCAGAUUUUCCUUUGAGAUACCCAUUUGGCAGAUUAUAUUAUAUCAGGGGUGUGCUUCAAGUACUACGACAGGUAUAAAUGUCCAUAAAUUCUUUACAAUAGUAACUAAAAUAACAGAAAUAUGUAAAGUCAGAAAUGAAACGAUCUUCAUUUUCAAUAAAAUCUUGAUAUAUGUAUUUGAUUUAUUUACAAUUUGUUUAUCAUAUUAUUGUUUGUGAAUUAAUAAUAGACUGUCAUAAAACUCAAAAGCCCAUUAGCUUGUAGGUGUGACAAUCAGUAGACUACUUGGAUAUAUUCUGCUUCCAUAGACAUGAAUACAUUUUGGGAGGCAAAAUAACCGAAAAAAUAUAAAAGGGUUCAUGCAAAUAGAUCAAGUUACUGAGAAUUUAGUAAUAUUAGCCUCGUCCGAAAAAUAAGGAAACAGUCAAAAGGACAGCUCAUUGACAUUACACCCAAAAUUCAGUGAUAAUAAGCAUUACCAUAGACUGGUUUGAUCUUGAAACGUCAGGUUUACACUAAAAGUAAUGUUUAUGGUAUCUGACCAUCCGCUUGUUCAAAUGAAUUUUCUGUCAUUCUAUUAAUUUCAUUUUUGUUGUAAUUUUCUCCUAAAACAUAGAGUUAUAUAAAUAGGCUUUCAAUUUUCUUAAUAAUGAUAUUUUUAUGAAUAGAAAUAUGUGCUAAAAAUAGGAGGUAUCUAGAAUUGUUGCUUUUUAAAGUAUCAGGGUGUAUGUCAUGUUGUAUGUAGUUUUUAAAAUAUCUCGGUGUAUGUCAUGUUGUAUGCAGAUAAUGAUAACUCCAGCGAUUAAAAAAUGUUACAAACAAAUGUAGAUCAGCAUAAUGUAUAAUAUAACAAAUGAAGGGGUCCGUGCAAAAAGGUACCUAUCUCCAUUUUUGGUCAAAUCUCAAUUUUUGGUCAAAAUGGAGUUAGGUUAUUUGUAGCAUAAAAAAGAACAAUCCGCACCUGAUUAACUUCACGUAUGCAACAUUGGGUCUAACUCUACAAUGAGCUGACAUCAAAGAGUUCAGGGCUUUGACGGCUGUUUCGGAUAAUAAAAAGAACACAAGCCUAAUGUAAAUAGUCUAUAUCAAUAAUUUUAAAAGUCAUCAGGUAUAUGAAAUUGAUAUAUUUCAUUGAUAUAUUUAGGCAAAAAUGAUUCGCAAAUCAUGGUUUAAAUGUAACAAUGGUCCUAACUCCAUGGAUUUAGAACCUUUGUUGCAUAACUCCAUGGACUAAGAACCCUGGUUGGAUAAAGAUAAUCGGCAAAAACAAGAGUUUUUGUUAUAAAAAUGAUAUACAUAGUGCAAAAUACACGAAACUUUGUAAUAAGACUGUUUAAAAUAGUAUACAAUCUAUAGCUGCAAUUAUUUUGGGAAAUAUCACAUUUAACCGAAACUUUACAAAAAUGCGUUUUCCCAACAUUUUUACUAAAUGGAGAUAGGUACCUUUAUGCACGGACCCCUUCAAAUGCAAAAAAAUGAAUACCAAUGCAUCUUAAAAAGGAUCGAUGCUUGCAUAUCUUUUUUCCCGACAAAAACUAGCAGUUCAACACAUGAACUAUUUACCAUAGAUAGUUUUGUUUUAAUCUAAGUUUAGAUACUUAUACUUGCAUAUCAGAAUAAUAUUGAUUCAAACAUUAAAUUGGUAAAUUAAACAUGAGUAACUUUUAACAAUACCUAAGAUAAUCAUGCAUACUCUCUGAUUUUCACAAAAAGAGAUAUUUAUUUUGCAACUACCAUUAUCCGUGUGUGCAAGUGUAAGUACAUCUGUAUGUUUAUGCGAGCUCGGACAAUCGCGCACCGCCGAUAACUUUGUCGAGAAUGUUAAAAUAACAUGGCACAGUUGAUAAACCAAAAUAAGUCAACAUGUGGCGUUAUGACCAAGCACUACGUGCCCAAAUGUUGAUGUCACGCUUAGAGGUCAAACAUUCGUAAAUAUCAUGGCCAUUUUUUCUACCGGUAAAUAGUUGUAAAUUUAUACAUCUCACAAUAACAGCUGGUCCAAAUUUGAAACAAUACCACAGGAAUGACUUUGUGUGACCCUCUAAUAAAAUUGUUCAUUUUUUAUCAGAAACUGCUGUCCCGAUGAUGUUGACCAUUCGCUAAGACUGUUCCAGUUAUUCCGACUCUUUAAAAGAAAAUGACCCCCAGUGCUAAAAAAUUUACUGAGCAGUUGGUUAGACUUUGACUUUCCCUAUUGUACAUUCAUCCUGACAUUUUUCCACUUUCCUUAACAUUACCAAUUUUUGUAUUUUGGAUAUGAUUAAAUAUUCUUGUUGUUGGAUUUUUCAAGCAAUCCGUCUGCUACAUUUUCCCCAUUACAGUUCUUUUUGUUGCAGGCCUACUUUGCGAUGCAUGGCUCUAUGGCUGUGUUUGGGGUUCUCUGUGCAUUAUUUUUUAAAUUAUUUCAAAUAAAUGUUUCUAGGUUAAUUAUCUACCAAGAGCGUCAAUAAUAUUUGGAUUUGUCAAACAUUUCCGCCAAGGCUAAAAUAGAAAAAAUAGAAAAAUCUUCAAAGGCAAUCUCGUCCUAAACUAGUGACCUGAUUUAAUUAAUCUCGUCCUAAACUAGUGACCUGAUUUAAUUAUGAUUUCACCCAAAUGUUACAUUGGUUGGCUGCAUGUAAUGAGCUGGUUAUAAGAAGCCACUAACUGAUUUAAGUAAAUGUUGGUAAACAGAAGAGGCAUAAUUUUUCUGUUUCGUUUUCGUAGAAAUGGGUAAUACAAAUGAAUCGCUCUACCUGUUUUGCCUGUCUGCAUGACCUAGAUGAACUGUUAAAAAACACUUUUUGUCGAUCCCGCUUGCGGAAGCGGAGACAUAGUUGUCCAAAUGGCUGUUCGGUGUAUGUGCGUGAGUGCGUGCGUGCCGUGCGUGCGUCCGUCCGGAUUUGUUUGUCCGGACCAUAACUUUGACAUGCAUGGAGCAAUCUUGUUUAUAUUUGGCAUGAAUGUUAACCUCAGUGAGACGGAGUGUCGUGCGCAAACCCCGGAUUCCUAUCUCAAAGGUCAAGGUCACACUUAGAGGUCAAAGGUCAAAUUCAAUAACUACUUUGUCCGGAGCAUUGCUUCUUCAUGCACGGAGGGAUUUUGAUGUUACUUGGCACAAUUGUUCACCAUCAUGAGACGGAGUGUCAUGCACAAGAAUCAGUCCCUAGGUCUAAGGUCAAGGUCACACCUAGAGGUCAAAGGAUACAAGAAUGACAACUUUGUCCGGAGCAUUUCUUCUUCAUGCAUGGAGGGAUUUUGAUGUAACUUGGCACAAAUGUUCACCACCAUGAGAUGGAGUGUCAUGCGCAAGAACCAGGUUCUUAGGUCUAAGGUCAAGGUCACACUUAGAGGUCAAAGGUCAGAUACAAGAAUGACUUUGUCCGUAGCAUUUCUUUUUCUAAUGCAUAGAGGGAUUUUGAUGUAACUUGCCACAAUUGUUCACCAUCAUGAGACGGAGUGUCAUGCGCAAGAAACUAGAAUUACUUCCCUUUGUUGUUACUAUAAAUAGCUUAUAUUGUAACUUUUUUAUUACUGGUCGUAGGGAAAAAUCAGGACCACUUUUCUGUAGUACAACAUGCAUGUUACAUCCAGUUUUCAGGUGUAUUUUGACCUAUAUGUACUGGUAAGGAUUUUUGUGUGGACUUAUAAAUUUCUUUUUUAUUUCUUUUUUUUAAGAUUUACUUCCCUUUGUUGUUACUACAAAUAACUUAUAUUGGAACUUUUUGCAAUCUUUUUUGUACCCCCCGACAACAAAGUGGUAAGGGGGGGGGGGGGAUAUACUGGUUUCAGGUUGUCUGUCUGUCUGUCUGUCCGUCCGUCCGUCCGUCCGUCCGUCUGUCCGUAGACAGAAUUUUGUGCGCACCAUCUCUCCUCAUCCCCUUGACACAAUUUAAUGAAACUUCACACAAGUGAUCAGUAACAACAGUAGUUGUGCAUGGGGCAUGUUAGGUUCUUUCAGAAAAAAAAAAUUGCAGAGUUACGGGACUUUGUUUUUUGUUACUAUACUAUAUACAUAGACACAAUCUUGUGCGCACCAUCUCUCCUCAUCCCCUUGACACAAUUUAAUGAAACUUCACACAAGUGAUCAGUAACAACAGUAGUUGUGCAUGGGGCAUGUUUGGUUCUUUCAGAAUUUAUUUUUGCAGAGUUACGGGACUUCGUUUUUUUGUUACUGUACUAUAUACAUAGACACAAUCUUGUGCGCACCAUCUCUCUUCAUCCCCUUGACACAGUUUAAUGAAACUUCACACAAGUGAUCAGUAACAACAGUAGUUGUGCAUGGGGCAUGUUAGGUUCUUUCAACAACAAAAAUUGCAGAGUUUUGGGACUUUGUUUCUUGUUAACAUACUAUGUACAUAUAGUCUGCAUAUGCAAUCUUGUGCGUGCCUAAUCUUCCAAACCCUUGCACACAAAUUAAUGAAACUUCACACAAGUGAUCAGUACCAACCCUAGUUGUGCAUGGUGCAUGCUACGUUCUUUUAGAUAAAUAUUCUGCAUAUUUAUGGGACUUUGUUUUUUGUUACUAUACCGUAUACAUACAGUCUAUAUACAUAAAGUCCACAUAAUUAUGCAAUCUUGUGUGCAUCAAAUUGCAAUGAACUGUGUCAGUACAUGCGGGGGUACAUUCAUCACAUUUAGUGAUAGCUCUAGUUUUAUUUGGCAUAAAUGUUUGCCUCAAUGAGACAGAGUGUCGUGUGCAACUCCCAGUCCUUUUGACAGCUGACGGGCUCGACAUGUUGCCCGUGGGCAUCUAGUUUUUCUAAAUUAUGUGAAUGUCCAAUGCGAACAUGACUAGAAUAAGCAAAUAAUUACAAUUUUGCGAAGUGUAUAUACUGUUACUCCUAGCUCUAUUUUUGUAUGCGUUUUUAUAAAAUAAUUAAAAUUUUGAAAUUAUAUAUGUAUUGUAAAUAUAUAUAGGAAGAGUUUUCCCUCUGAGACAGUUUGUAUGUUGAUAUUCUACAGUCAUACACAUAUAUUUUUGAAUAUGCGACAUUUAUUGUAUUCUCUUCCUUGUAAUAAGUUAAGAAUAGAAUACAUUACAUGAAUUGAUAAAAAACAUAUCAUAUGUAUAUGGCUUCCCACUUAUUCUUGAAGUUUGAUACUUAGUUAAUAUUCUACAGUAAUAUACGAACUGUUGAACACGUGACAUUCUAUAUUUCCUCAGCUUUAAUGAAUGAGUUAAUAGUUAAUACAUUACAUGGUUUAAAUUGCUACUGUAAUUGUGUAAAUACAUGAUUCUAUAGCAUUUUAUUUCAUUUGUAUGUUGUAUGAACAUGUAUGUUAAAUGUGCUCUUCAGUUUGGAGGAAAUAAAGAUAUAUAUCUACCAUUUGUCAAAAACAUGGCUGUAAGGGCUAAAAAUAGAAACAGUCUUGAAACUUUAUGCUCCUUAGUAUGGUGGCUAAUUUCUGCCAUUUCGCGUUUUUGCUCUGCGACUCCGCCUAGCGAAAACACGAGAAUUAGCCAGUUAAAAUGGCGGGGACGAGGGGCGAAAACUCGCUAUUUAGCGAGGCGAAAACACAAAAACACGAUAAUUAGCGGGGUCACGGGACGAAAAGUCGACAUUUAGUAGCUAAUGACUGUGCGCGGUGUGAAAACUCAAUGUUUGAAGAGCACAGAUUAUCGUGUUUUCGCCCCGUGCCAUCGCCAGUUCAGAUAAUAAAUCUCGACUUUUCGCCUCGCGACCCCGACAAUAAGCGAGUUUUCGCCCCGUGACCCCGCCAUUGUAAUGCUUUAAUUUUACAUGUUUAAGCAGCGCAAAUUUUCGUGCUUUCGCCUCGCGUCCCUGCCAUAUUAACCAUUUUAAUCCUCGUGGUUUUGCUCGGCGGCACGUAACACGUUAUUGCAUUUACGUAGUACGUACAAAAUAAAAAUGCAAAAGGUAGAGAAGUAAUACGGUGGGAUCGCAGGAUGACAACCCGCUUAUUAGCGAAGUCGUGAGGCGAAAAGGCGAAAUUUAAGCAUUACAAUGGCUGGUGCUCGGGGCGAAAAGUCGAGAUUUACUAACUAUCCGACAAAUUGAAUACACAAGCUUGUAAACCCUUACAUAUUCUAAUUCUUAUACCAGAAGACGAAAACUCGCUAUUAAGCGGGCCCAGGGCGAAAUGUCGACAUUUAAGACUUACAAUGGCGGGGCGCGGAGCGAAAACUCACUAUUUAG
Messenger RNA from Mercenaria mercenaria, 10751 nucleotides. RefSeq lists its product as uncharacterized. The transcript is spliced from 7 exons. The record is from RefSeq and is a predicted model, not a curated record. The coding region runs from base 1208 to 4282 and encodes 1024 amino acids. NCBI's taxonomy places the organism in Eukaryota, Metazoa, Mollusca, Bivalvia, Venerida, Veneridae.